This is a messenger RNA of Wyeomyia smithii (pitcher-plant mosquito), 941 nucleotides long. RefSeq names its product UPF0389 protein CG9231. The record is from RefSeq and is a predicted model, not a curated record. NCBI's taxonomy places the organism in Eukaryota, Metazoa, Arthropoda, Insecta, Diptera, Culicidae. The transcript has 3 exons. The coding region runs from base 293 to 778 and encodes 161 amino acids.
CAAAAUAUUUCUCUCCUUCACGUUCGCAAGUAAAAACCAAACCAAUAUCAACAGAGUCGUCAGAGCCAAUUUUAUUGCGUAUAAAGUUGUCUGCAUGUUCUUCAAAAUAAUUGUUUAAAAUCGAAAGCUUUAGAACAGUACUAAUCGGUUAUUCAGUCUAUAGAUUUCCAGACUACCAUUACAUUUUUUUUUAACCGAAAACUAACGCAGAUUCUGUUUUUCUCUUUCCUUUAUUCAUCUCUUGUCAACCAACGUCUUGCGAUCGUUUGCGCAUAGGACAACAUUAAGCAGCAUGAGCUUUAUUGGUGCAUGUGGUUUGGCACGUAUCGCGACGGUGAACGGUAGCCGUCAGGUGAGACUUAUUGCAGCACGCAGCCAGCAAUUGGGGUCCUAUUCAACCAGCUCGAUAGAACCGAAGGAACCACCAAAAAACAGCCAGACACCCAGCGAAGCGCGUUCAGCUACUACUAAUUUAAGUUCUCAAACGCAUGCACCGAAUAACUUAGAAAAAAAGAUGCUUGUGUUCACAAAGAAAUAUAAAUCUGUCGAUGAAAUUCCUUCUUUUGUCAAUCAGGAUGUGAUGGAGCGGUGCCGCAACCAGGUCCGCAUCAAGCUUGCGAAUUACUUAAUGCUCGCCACAGCGAUUGGUUGCCUUAUCAUGAUCGUUAGUGGCAAAAAGGCACAAGAACGAGGAGAGUCGGUACAAAAGAUGAAUCUCGAUUGGCACAAAGAGUAUAAUGAAAAAGCGCGUCAGGAGGCAGCACAAUCGAAAAAUUGAGUUGGAAACCAUUUGAGCAUGGGCGCAAUGCGCUUUUAUACCAGUCAAGGGACAACUUUCCACUCGGACGCAGUGAGUUUCACGUGUCCUCAACGUUUUAGCAAUAUGUAAAUGAUAUUGAUUGAUCAAAUAUAUCACGUGUUAUCGUAAUGCAACUUAUUAA